AUGUCGGACGCCAACACCUCGGACCUGCUUGGCCACGUUCUCGUGCAGGUUGAGCAGCUCACACGCCGGGCGGAGGCCUCGGAGGCGGCCUUGCGUGCGGAGCGGGCGCGGAGCGAGCAGGAGGUGAGAGAUCUGGCAGCGAGGAAUGAGCAGAUGCUGCGCGAGCAGGCGGCGAGGAACGAGCAAGUCCUGCAGGAGCAGGCGGCGAGGAACGAGCAAGUCCUGCAGGAGCAGGCGUCUCGCCUCCGGCAGGCAACGGAGGAGAGAGAGGCUGGUCUACGCAAGGAGUUCCAAGCGUUGAAGACUGAGAACGAAUCCCUGCGUCGAGUCCCGGCGGCUCUAAAGGCACUGGAGUCAGACGUCGGAGGCCUCCGCGAGGGAUACUCUCAGCUCUGGCGGCAGCAGCGGCAGCCACCCGAGUCGGAGGAGCAGGUCCGCCAGCGCCGCAAGGCUGAGCUUCAGGCGGAGAAGGAGUUUGCCCUCGCAAGCGCAGGUCGGGCUGUGCACACAAUCCAACGGUAA
Molecule: messenger RNA, 522 nt
Organism: Emiliania huxleyi CCMP1516
Lineage: Eukaryota; Haptophyta; Isochrysidales; Noelaerhabdaceae
Exons: 2
Coding region: 1-522 (173 amino acids)
Source: RefSeq, a predicted model, not a curated record